AUGACCACUCUGAUUCCCCGUGAGCCCUAUACUCAGGAGGAGCUUGCACGGCUCUAUCCUCAAGGGCUACAGCUGCAGCUAGUCCAAGUGUUCCUUCGCCAUGGCGAACGCACACCCGUCUCCUCACGAUUCACAAAUGUAUACAGGUCUAAAUCCAUGUAUGCCAACCCCCCCAAGACCGAUACCGGCGGAGCAGAUGCUAAUUCAACGCAAGACUGGCCCUAUUGCGGUGUCGCAAGGCGCAUGGUGCAGAUGGCCUCCAGCAGCAAUGACCUUUCCGCCUGGAACGGGUUCCAAUGGCAACGGAAGAUGGAGUCAUUCGGCGCCAAUGACAAAGCAACCAUUGCCCGUGGCCCUGGCAGUGAAGCCGAAGCUAUGUGCUUGCAUGGCGAGCUCACAGAUAAGGGCCGUGAGACAACGUAUGCGCUUGGACAGCGGUUGCGCCGUCUGUACGUUGAUCAGCUUGGCUUCAUGCCCGAGAUCAAGUCAGAUUCCGAGGAUAUGUACCUGCGUGCGACGCCGAUCCCUCGUGCCCUCGAGUCGCUCCAGGAAGCGUUUUGGGGCAUGUACCCAGCCAGCGCGCGGACGCUUGAUUUCCCACCGCCUGUGAUUGUGGCUCGUCAGGUCAACGAGGAGACUUUGUUUCCCAAUGAGGGAAAUUGUAAACGGUUCCGACAGCUUGCUCGGCUAUUUGCUGACCGUGCUGCUACACGAUGGAAUGAUACUGAGCAGAUGGCUUAUCUGAACAGUCUUUGGUCAAAGUACAUGCCCGAGGAGUCACCUAAGGUUGCCGUUGAUGCCCACCCCCGCCUCUCUGGUAUCAUGGACACCAUCAAUGCAACUGAUGCCCAUGGACCUGCCACUAAACUUCCGGCUGAGUUCUAUGACAAGAAGGGGCGUGCCGUUCUUGACCGCAUCUCGGUUGAAGAAUGGUUCGCUGGUUACGGUGAGAGCAGCGAGUAUCGCAAGCUUGGCAUUGGAGCUCUAAUGGGUGAUGUGGUUGACCGCAUGGUCAGCACCGCCGUGGAGGGUGGCUGGCGCAGCGACAAUGCUGCAUCUGGUUCAGGAAACCCUGAAACUAGCAAGGCGAUCAAGUUCGCCAUGAGCGGCUGCCACGACACCACGCUAGCAGCGAUGCUGUCUAGCGUGGGUGGUUUCCAGGACGAGUCAUGGCCUCCAUUUACUUCGUCCGUGGCCGUUGAGCUAUUCUCGCAGGCCUCUCGCCCCUCGUCUCCUGCUGGAACCAUGCUCGAGGAAUUCUCUAACCCAUCUGUCGCUGCCAAGAAGCCUGGUGUUCUUUCCAAACUCUUUGGUAAGUCCGCACCGAGCCAACCCACCUCCGAGACUGCGCGCGCCCCUCUCUCGUCUUUCCCUGAAGGCUCUCGCGAGUCUCUCCACAAGCACUACGUUCGUAUUCGCUACAAUGACCGCCCCGUUACCAUCCCAGGUUGUGCUGCUAAGCCUGAAAACCAUCUGCCUGGCGAUGAGACAUUCUGCACCUUGGACGCUUUCAAGAGCAUUGUUGAUAAGUUCACCCCGCGUGACUGGCAAAUCGAGUGCACGCAAAACAUGGGUGCCGGCCUCCACGGCCCAGCUGAUAGUGCCAAGUCUGCCGCCGGCUUCUAG
Messenger RNA from Penicillium salamii, 1626 nucleotides. The record is from the annotation of a GenBank genome assembly. NCBI's taxonomy places the organism in Eukaryota, Fungi, Ascomycota, Eurotiomycetes, Eurotiales, Aspergillaceae.